GGAUCAACGACAGGUAUGUUCUGCGGCCUGUCUCGGAUCACGGAGCUGUGCCACAGCUAUACAGUCAAACUAUCGCGUACUAAUUCAUUUCCAGAUUUACGGAUGCUGGGCUUGCACAGUAAGUGCGAAGCGCCUAGUUCUUGAAAGGAAGGCAACCUGACUUGAAUUCAGGCUGUGUUAUCAUUCUGCCGAUUGAGUCCCAUAUAGGAAAGUGAGAACGUUGCCACGCUUACUUUCCAUAGCUUGGCAGAUCCUAUAGGAUUUUACUCUUGCCCUUACAUCCAGAACUGCAAGUCUCAUAGGGUAAUUGUCAGUUAGCCGUUGCCCCGCCAAGAUGACUAGCGACUCUGGCAGUUAUCUCUGCUGAUGUAGGAAGUAAGAAUGUAUUGCCGAGAAUGUUAUUCUCUGUCCAAUGUCGUCAAUGCCAGCGAGCUAUAAAGACUAUAUGCUAGCACCCAGGAAGGCAAAUUAUAACUCAGUCUCAUAAAUCACACCAGCCCAACAAUUUCAACCUCUUUAAGUCUGACUAUCACUGUCUUCAAGUCACAAAACUUCCUUCAAGUCUCAAAAUGCGUUUCUCCAUCGUCACGCUCCUGACCGCCGCCAUGGCCGUGACCACUGCGGCAAGCUCUGUGGAAGCUGAGAAGCGUCAGCUUUCUGCUUGUGUUCAGCAAUGCAUGGAUGAUCUUGGCAUUUAUGACGGACAUGCCAUUUCCCAGUGCAGGAGAACCUGCGGUGAACGCCCUUGA
Molecule: messenger RNA, 749 nt
Organism: Colletotrichum scovillei
Lineage: Eukaryota; Fungi; Ascomycota; Sordariomycetes; Glomerellales; Glomerellaceae
Exons: 2
Coding region: 570-749 (59 amino acids)
Source: RefSeq, a predicted model, not a curated record